AUGAUCAAUUGUUAUCGAAUCUCAAUAUCACUUGAAUUGUUUGUACAAAUCGCUGAUUCGGCCAAACAAUUCAAGGCCACAUCAGAAAUUGCAUCCAUCUUGACACUCAACGCACCAGAAGGGCUUGGUAAAGUAUCUCAAACUUAUCUUUCAUUUUUCAUUCAAAAAUUUCAGCAUCCGGUCUUUGGAGUUUUGCAAAGACCGAUUCGUCAACCGAUUCGUCAACCAAUUCAUCUGGUUGAGGAACAAAGAAAUGAAGAAAGAUGUAAAAUUUUAAGACCUAGUUCAAGAUUGGUUAGAGAAGCUAAAUUUCAAAUGCCAUCUUGGUCUUGA
Molecule: messenger RNA, 333 nt
Organism: Melampsora larici-populina 98AG31
Lineage: Eukaryota; Fungi; Basidiomycota; Pucciniomycetes; Pucciniales; Melampsoraceae
Exons: 3
Coding region: 1-333 (110 amino acids)
Source: RefSeq, a predicted model, not a curated record